This is a messenger RNA of Penicillium subrubescens, 2598 nucleotides long. RefSeq lists its product as uncharacterized. NCBI's taxonomy places the organism in Eukaryota, Fungi, Ascomycota, Eurotiomycetes, Eurotiales, Aspergillaceae. Bases 1 to 2598 code for a protein of 865 amino acids. The transcript has a single exon. The record is from RefSeq and is a predicted model, not a curated record.
AUGCCGUCGACCGGGUCUUUGCGCACCGUGCGAUCCCGGUAUCCGCCACCACCUUGUGUCGAGGAGGAGCCAACCUCGCUUGCUCGAGAAUUACACGGCCUCUCGAACUUGAGUGAAAAGCCCGGCGUCGAGGGCGCUCGCCAGAGAGGCACUGUUGACCAGUACCCGGUCAUUAUGACUCCGAAUACCUCUCAACCCGAGGCUCCUCCGAGUGUCAAUAACGUGCCCGGGAUGGGUAACUUUUCUUCGGACGACAGCAGUGGGCCGUCCACACCACCUCCAAGAAUGACAGAGCCUAGUGGGCGUCCAAGAGCUGGAUCUCAAGCGACUGUCCGCCCAGGACCUCCGCCGCCAUCUGUGUCGUCCUCUUCGAGCAGGCCUCGAGAACGACCAUUCCCAUCGGUCCAGUCACAGUCGACUCGUGAGACGGUCACCUCCCGACAGCCUCGUCCACGGUCCCUGGCACGGGAUGAUGAUAUGCCUGUUCGAGGUCGCGGUCGAUCCUCCUCGGAGGCAUACGCGCCACAGCCUAUGUACCCUCCACAACCUAUGCGCGAGAUGAGAACACUUCGUCAUUCUCGUCCACCAUCAGUCACACGAGACGAGAACCGCAGAGGCCGUGAUCGAUCAUCGGUGGAAAUUUCCCAGCAGCCUAUGCGUGAAACCCGACCACCUCGCCAGUCUCGUCCGCCUUCGCCUGUACUCGAUCAUUCGAGCAGGUCCAGUGGUCGACUACAGCCACCGCAGGUCUACCAACAACCUCCCCGUGAGGUUCUUGUUCCGCCGCCACAGCCGCGUCCAUCUUCGCAUUCACCGCAACGUAGCGAUCCUAUCAGACAUGAGGUACCGGUGCAACAUGAGGCACCCGUGCAUAUUAUCCCUCAUAGCUCAUAUGGCAUGCGCUCGUCGCGAUCUCGCUCUCGGGGUCCCGGCUAUGAUAGAACCUACGGAGAGGCCCUAAAGUCAUCCAUCGGCCGGUCAAACAGCGCCAAAUAUGUUAAUUCUCGACCUGUGCGACCCCAGCCACGACAGGAGUCACCACCUGGCUAUCAAUCAGAUACGGCGACUGCUCGACCCCGGCCAGCCUCCUAUGCACCUGCCUCUAUUGCGCCAGGAAAGGCACCGGUUGGAAACGCUGCACCCGGCCGAACACUUGCCGAGAGGAUUGAAGAGAAGCUGCGUCAACGCCAGGAGCUCCGCGAGUCGGCAUCCGUAUCUGAUACCGAGACACAGCCGAAUGAGAAGUUGAGACCUAUCAAUACGACCUUGCAGCCAUCAGUUCCGGCGUCAGCACCUCGUUCGCCUUCAAAGGAGCUCCGUGGCAUCCUGAGCAACCGGUCCCGUGAGCCACCGAUAAACCCACGCACCUCAGCGCCCAGCAUCGUGCCAUCGAUUCCAUCAUCCCUGGCCCGAUCGAAAUCCAAGACCCGUGGCCACUCCAGAUCCAUCUCAUCUGACGAUAGGCCAUCACGCCCUGCAACCUCUGUCAAAUUCCAAGACCAGCCCGGAGACAGGCAGAGUCCACCCAGAGCCCCGGCCACCAAACAAACCAAUCUCGCACAGCGGCCCUCCAACCCUUCUGGAUUAUGCAUCACCCCGUGCCCUCGGUCUAUCCCUGUGGCCGGCCUCAAUGACUGGUACACUCUCAAGGGUCUGACACACCUCGACAUCUGCCCCAGCUGCAUGAAGCAAAUCGGACACUCGCGCUUCCGCGACUUCUUCAUCCCCAGCCUGGCCAAACCCCCAACCCAGAAAACCCGCUGCGCCUUGAGCAGCCCCUGGGCCCGACUCGCCUGGACCCAGAUGAUCAAGCAGCAACACGAAAGCCUCGAAAUGCUAUACCAGAUGACCCGCCCACCCCCAGGAACCCGGCCCUGCCCCGGCCGCGCCGCCUCCGAACAAUCCUGGUACCGCAUCGUCAACCCAGACACAGGCUCCUACCUCCCCAGCUUCCACGUCUGCGGUAGCUGCGCGCGCAACGUCCGCGUCCUCAUGCCCGCACACCGGGAUACCUUCCAGCAAUGCCCAGAAGUCCAAGAACGCGCCUGCGACCUCGUCACAAGCAGCCCCCGCUUCGUCAAAUACAUCGACCUCCUCGACGACGCCGCAUCCCGCGCAGACUCAGACCCUUCACGCCGUCCCGACCCACGCGAGUUUCUCGCCUAUGCAAAGCGCAAGGUCGUCCUGCGCGAUUGUCUCCGCGACAGACCCGUCCUCAGCAGUUGGCACUACAUGCCCGAACUACCUGAACUAAGCGUCUGCGAAGACUGCUAUGACGAAGUCGUCUGGCCACUGGCGAAAUCACACCAUCCCCUCGCGCGCUCCUUUUCAACUUCCAUGCGGUAUUUACCUGGUGAUGGGCCGAACCGCUGCCGCGAGGCGAGUUGUCAGUUAUACUCUGGUCGUAUGCGGGCUCGUUUCAGGGAUGCGGUUGUUAAGGAUGAUUUCCCUGGUUUGAGGGAUUUUGCGUUGCGGAGGUUUGAGGCUGAGAGACGGUUCCGGGAUCGGAGGGAUGAGUUGCUUGUUGCUGAGGGGAAGGGGUAUGAUUGUGAUGUUGAGAUGAAGAAGGCCGUUGAGGAGUGGAGGAAAUGGGAGUGA